Schistosoma mattheei is the source of this 3487-nucleotide messenger RNA. Lineage: Eukaryota; Metazoa; Platyhelminthes; Trematoda; Strigeidida; Schistosomatidae. The record is from the annotation of a GenBank genome assembly.
GUUAAAAUUUCAAAUUCGUAACUACGUGUUUUGAUUGAAUUCUAUGUCUGUAGUCAAGUUUACAUUAUCUAGUGAUGACCAAGACGGUGUUCCAUGCCCAGAUUCUAUUCCUUUGAAAGUUGAUGAAAUAACAAAAAGUAUAGUCGGUCAUCUUAAAACUCAGUGCUCAAAAAUUCUCUCUGGAAGCUGGUCUGAUACAAAUAAUUUCUGUGUUGAGCUAUCGAAGAGUUGUGGACUAAGCAAUUAUUUAUAUAUUGGAUAUUUAAAUAAUGAUAUUAUUUCUUUGGAAAAUGAACCACGUAAAGUACUUAUUCGAGUAUAUGGUGAAGUAUUGAGAAGUUGUACAGACUCAAUUAUCUCUGAUUCAGUUAAUUUUGCAUUACUUUCGGAAAAAAGGAUUGGGCCUAAACUUCAUGGUGUAUUUCCCGGUGGACGAAUUGAAGAAUUUAUUGAGUCCAGACCUUUAACUACACAAGAACUUCCACUAAUUAUUGAAGUAGCAGCACGGCAUAUGGCUUCUUUCCAUAAAUUAUCCAUGCCAUUUUCAAAAACCCCAUCAUUCAUAAUAAGAAUGUUUGAUAAAUAUCUUAGUCAGUUGACAAGCACACCUGAACAUUUACAUCGUCCAUCUCCAAAUUUUUCUUCAAAUACUUUAUCUGAAUUAGAAGCAAAAGGUUUCUCUUUUGCUAAUGAUGGACAUAUAUUGACGGAACCAUCUUACGAAGAAGCUAGAAAUAUGGUAUAUGAAUUAUCUCUCAUAGAGGAAUAUAAUUGGAUAAAAGAAAAAUUUGAAGUUCAUUAUGCUGAAGUAUUCCCAAUUGUAUUUUGCCAUAAUGAUUUCCAAGAAAAUAACCUACUUCUUUUAAAUGAUCCAAAAGUUGAUAAGGUCUAUCGUAUUCUACCAAUCGACUUCGAAUACUCUGGUUAUAAUUAUCGUGCUUUUGAUGUUGGGAAUCAUUUUAAUGAGUGGUGUUAUGAUUACACGAACCCUGAUCAACCGUAUUAUCUUCACAACAUUGAAAACUACCCAGAUCGUUCAAAACAAAGGCUUUUUUGGAAAGCAUAUCUAACUGAAACUUAUUCAAAUGUAGAAAAUGAUCAUUUUAGUAAAAGAAAUGGUAAUUUCAAUUGUGUUGAUAAUUAUGAACAUAAUAAUAAUAAUGUUGUUCGAUUUGCUAAUCAUCAUGAAGAGGAUUGUGAUUAUGAAAAUUUAUGGAUUGAAACAAUCUAUGGUUCAUUAUUAUCACAUUUAUUUUGGUCUGCAUGGUCACUUGUUCAAAGUCAAUUAUCAAGUAUUCAGUUUGAUUUUAUGGAUUAUGCUAAAGUUCGUAUGAAACAUUAUCAUCUUAUGAAAUCUUGCUGGGGACUGAGUGUUCUCUCUCACUUCCAGUCUGUCUUCAGACCAGCAAUACGCUAUCUUCAAUCUGUUAGCAUACUCAGAGCUUGCAAACAGCAUAUACUUUAUCGUAAUAUGGACUUCUAUAUCAAUGUGCCUCCUCCCGUGCAUUUUCUUGAUGUUACUGAAGCGUUCAAAUCACUUAGCAAUGUGGAAAAGGAUUAUGUUUUCAGCUGCACACAAGCGUCUUGGAUUGGAGGUCUCAUAGGAUUAAUUCAAACAUCUCCUGAGUCUGCUGGAAUAUUUUUGUUUGUCAGUCGCUUUUUCCAUUUGGAGAACGUACAUUCCUUUGUUGAAAAAGCGACAAAAAAUAAUUUUUCCGAUGAGGAAAUAACCCACAUUUUAUCUUAUUUCGCCUCAGUGCUGGGUAAUUUCGGGAAUUACCUGUCUUUUGGGGACACCAAGUUCAUCCCAGCUAUCAAUGUCGACAGGGUAACAGAAUUUUUAUCGUUGAGCAGUGAAUUUUCUAAUUCAGAAACUGGUCUUAAAGCUUUAUGGAAAGAAAUAGCUCCAGCCAUCUAUUCGUUAAGUCCUCGCCGUUUACGCCUUGGUUUUAGUCCCACUGAAAUAACGUCUUAUUACUCUGAAGACUGUAUUCGAAGUGAUGCUGAACUAGUUCAAAAAUAUCUGGAAAACGUUAAAAUUGAAGCGUAUAAUACUCGACUUUUAAGAGUAGUAACUCCAACUCCAAAGUUUAUUCGAUUCGAAAUGUGGGAUCAUUAUGCUCAGAGCUUUUAUACUGGGUCCUUAGACUCUCACAAAGAUGCUUCUAGACUAUGGGUCAAGGACAAAUGCCCUGUGGUUGAAAAUUACAUUGGCUUUAUUGAAACUUAUCGUGAUCCUUUAGGUGUACGUGCAGAGUUCGAGUCAUUUGUCGCAGUUGUGAAUCGAUCAAUGUCAUCUAAAUUUCAGCGGCUAGUAGAUAAUGCUGUUGACUUGUUAUCUAAUUUGCCAUGGCCUUCUACUUACGAAAAAGACAGGUUCUUACAACCAGACUUUACAAGUUUGGACGUAGUAACGUUUGCAACCUCAGGAAUCCCUGUUGGAAUUAACAUUCCUAACUAUGAUGAUGUGCGCCAAGUUGAUGGAUUUAAAAAUGUAUCCUUGGGGAAUGUACUCAGUGCUCGCUUCAAGGACCCUAAAUCAGAAUUUCUCCGAGAGGAAGACAAAAAGUUGUAUGUGGAUCAUGCGGAAAGUUCUUUCGAACUUCAAGUUGGACUUCAUGAAUUGUUAGGCCAUGGUUCUGGGAAGCUCUUUCAACGUAGUGGCGAUGGAAUACUGAAUUUUGACACAAAUUCUACGAAAGAUAUCAUAAGUGGAGGUCCCAUACGUAGUUGGUAUGAACCAGGCGAAACAUACGACAGCAAAUUUUCGAGUUUGUCUUCGGCAAUUGAAGAAUGUCGAGCUGAAUGUGUUGGAAUUUAUCUAUGCAAUUUACCACUUGUCUUGGAACAGUUUAAUCUUAAUACUAAUUGCUCUACAGACAGUGUUCCAGAUGUUGUCUACGUUAAUUGGUUGUCCAUGGUUCGUUCAGGCGUAACUUCUAUGGAAUUCUAUUCACCUGCAGAAAACGCUGGCGAUAUUGGUUCGUGGCGUCAGGCACAUUGCUGUGCUCGUUAUGUGAUUUUGCGGGUUUUAAUUGAAGCUGACAAUUCGCUGGUACAUGUAGACGAAAUAGUUGGUGAUGAUGGUGCACCUGAUUUAACUAUUUUCUUAGAUCGCCAAAAGCUUUUGACAGUGGGUCGUCCGGCAAUUGGCGAAUUUUUACGAAAAAUUCAGUAUUAUAAAAGUACAGCCAAUGCUAAAGAUGGUUGCGCCUUCUUCCAGCAUUAUUGUCAAUUGCUACCAGAACAUAUUAAAUUGCGCCAAAUUGUGAUUAAUCGCAAAAAACCCCGACCUAUUUUCGUUCAACCUGGACUCCGUAAAACCCCUCACGGUGUUGAACUAAUAUCAUAUCCUACAACUUAUGCCGGUGUAAUACAAUCAUUCGUGGAUCGUUAUGGUGAUUUGCCUCUUGGGCAGAAAGCUCUUGAUGCGCUAGAAACAAUUUGGCGCCGUGAACUUCCGUAUUUCAAAAACAUACCACUUUAA